Colletotrichum orchidophilum is the source of this 441-nucleotide messenger RNA. RefSeq lists its product as uncharacterized. Bases 1 to 441 code for a protein of 146 amino acids. Lineage: Eukaryota; Fungi; Ascomycota; Sordariomycetes; Glomerellales; Glomerellaceae. The record is from RefSeq and is a predicted model, not a curated record. The transcript has a single exon.
AUGGACUCAGGCUGCGCUCUCGCUCUGGCUGUCGCUCAGGUUCACGGCUCUGCUUUCCGUGCUCCCCACCCCGGCCCAAUGCAGGCUGAGGCUCGUCUCGAUAGCCCUCAUUUCUGCCAACACGUCGACUUGCGCCGCCCUGUGACCUCGCACCGUGACGACGAUCCCGGGACCUUGACUGCGACCGCCUGCUGUCGACAGCAUCUCCGCCACGGCCUGAGACGGAUGAUCCCCUGGAAUCAGGUGAGGAGCGCGCGUGACCCCUGGCCGUUGGUCUCGCGUGGUCCAGAUCCCUUUGACGAUACUUCCGCUCAUGAGUUCCGGCGGGUGAACGACUGUCCCGAGAGAGAGAUCUCUGGCGGUGUCGAGGCGGAGACUGAGUCCGUCCACUUGCUGCUGACUUUCUGGAAACAGAGCGACCAUCUUCACUCGCUGGACUAA